GGUUCAUGUGUACAUGCACAUGACGUCCAGUCCGGUGAAGAGUAUCACGCCGUUGCAAGACAACAUCUGUCCCUUGCAGACGCGAUACAAUGAUACUCUGUUGAGGCAUUUUCCAGUGCCACCCAACAUUACGGAGCCAGUCCAGCAGGAGCAAAAGCCGAGCCCCCAGAAGAACGAUACCGUGCGGCCAACCCAGGAUCAGAAGCAGCCAAUCCAGGAGGAACAGAAGCCGCAGGCCCCCCCAAAGGAAGGGAAUCAGUCUGAGACACGCCAGGAGGAGCAGAAGACUUCAACUGCAGAUCACGAGAAUGUGAACCAGAAAGAACAGAAAUGGACUGUCUUCAGUUCGUUGCAUCUUCCCCGCAUCGACCUUGUUCGCCUGUCGGUCCCUGUCGGGACGCUUGCCAUCGCAAUCGCUUCUCGCGUCACCUACAACUCGAUCAUGCAGCGCCGUGCGUACUACAAGAAGCUGAAUGAUGAUUUAGAUGCGAUCAUCAACAGAAAGCCGUUGUGGUAAACCCGUUUUGCUAGUGUUGCAAUAAAGUACGUUCAAUAUCU
Molecule: messenger RNA, 558 nt
Organism: Guillardia theta CCMP2712
Lineage: Eukaryota; Cryptophyceae; Pyrenomonadales; Geminigeraceae
Exons: 1
Coding region: 14-517 (167 amino acids)
Source: RefSeq, a predicted model, not a curated record